Molecule: messenger RNA, 3894 nt
Organism: Macaca mulatta (Rhesus monkey)
Lineage: Eukaryota; Metazoa; Chordata; Mammalia; Primates; Cercopithecidae
Source: RefSeq, a predicted model, not a curated record
UGAUUCUCUGACACCACCUAGGUGUCCCCUCAUUUGGUUCAGUUCUGACACUAGCUUCUCAGGGUUCGUGCCGGCCUCACAAGUUUUAAGGGCUCAGUCCCACAAGACCAUCCCCAUUUCUGACACCAGUUGCACGUCCUAAGUCACCUGUACUUCUGAUCAACUGGCUGUAAAUUGGGGUUCCCGUGACCUCACUUCGGGUUGCAUAAUUUGCCAGGACAACUUACAGAACUCAGAAGGGCACUUUGCUUAUUGUUAGUGGUUCCUGUAAAGCAAGAUUGUCCAACCCGCAGUCCAGGACAGCUUUGGAGGCAGCCCAACACAAAUUCUUAAACUUUCUUAAAACAUGAUGAGAUUUCUUUUGAAAUUUCCUUUUUCUCAUCAGCUGCAGUUAAUGUUAGUGUAUUUUAUGUAUGGCCCAAGAUAAUUCUUACAGUGUGGCCCAGGGAAGCCAAAAGAUUGGACACCCCUGUUUUAAAGGAUGCAACUCGGGAACAGCCCAAAGGAAGCGACACACGGGACGAGGGGUGGGAGUCUCCAUGCCCCCUGGGGGAGACACCGCCCAGUGUACCAUCCCAACGAGUUCAUCACCUGGAGGCUCCCCACAUCCCAUCGUUCAAGAGUUUUUGCAACCGAGUCUCCCGGCCCCCCACCCCUCCCAGAGGUUGGGGUGUAGGGAAUCUGGAAGGUUCCCACCCUCUAAUCACACGUUUCGUCUUUCUGGCAAUGACCAGCUUCCAUCCAGGCUAUCUAGGGGCACCCCCCACCGAACCCCCAGUCACUUUAUUAGCAUAAGCUCAGGUGUGGUGCACUGGGGCUGUCUAUAAAUCACUAAGGGCACUCUUGUUGCUCAGUAAAUUCCAAGGGCUUUAGGAGCUGUAUGCCAGAAACCAGGGACCAAGACUAGAUGAUCCGCACCAGGGCAGCCCUGUCAGCCUGCUGCCCCGCCCCACCUCACCCCUCCCCAUCCCCAGCUGGCUGUGCCCUAUUUAAAACCCUCCUCUCAGUAAAACAGCUGAUGCGUGCCUAUUUUACAUUCUUCUCUACCCUGGGUCUGACUAAUCAUGACUCUCACUGUGCUGGUAACUCCCCCGUUCUUGCUUCUCAGGAAGCAAAUGUAGGAAAAAUAUAGUAACAUUUCUAAGGAAGCUUAGAGAUACAAAAUGUUUAAAUGUAGCACAAAAAUUGUGACUCUACUUAUAAUAACUUGCAGAAUAACAACUCCACAGUAGACGUUAGGCAUCCAUGGCUGCAGGUUUUCUAAGAAAUGGGACGUGUGGGUGACUCACUGCACUGCCCGCUGCCCUCUGGAAGGAACCAUGGGGUAAUUAGAGUGAUUGGCCAAGAAGGGCCAGGGAUCCACGCGGCUCCCACCCUGAGGAGUCACGCUGUCCAGCGCAGCCAGGCGGCCGCAGGAGCCACUGUGGCAGGGAAUGCAUGUGUCAGGCGUGGUCAGUAAAAUGAGAGUAGAAGAUUUCAUGUGUUCCUUGUAUACAAGCGACGUCCCAAAUUAUAAUUCUCUGCUGAGAUUUGAGAAUUUGGAGAAUCCCUGCAGCUUUGUAACUUCAGAGGUGUAAUUAGCUGAAAAGUCAUCAUUUUGAAGAGUUCUGCGUUUUGCCAGUCACCUCUCAACUGUGUGCCAAAGAAGGACUCCAUGAAAAUGACAGAAGAAGUUAUUGUGAUAGCCAAGUGGGACUACACCGCCCAGCAGGACCAGGAGCUGGACAUCAAGAAGAACGAGCGGCUGUGGUUGCUGGACGACUCCAAGACGUGGUGGCGGGUGAGGAACGCGGCCAACAGGACGGGUUAUGUGCCGUCCAACUACGUGGAGCGGAAGAACAGCCUGAAGAAGGGCUCCCUGGUGAAGAACCUGAAGGACACACUAGGCCUUGGCAAGACGCGCAGGAAGACCAGCGCGCGGGACGCGUCCCCCACGCCCAGCACGGAUGCUGAGUACCCCGCCAAUGGCAGCAGCGCCGACCGCAUCUACGACCUCAACAUCCCGGCCUUUGUCAAGUUCGCCUAUGUUGCCGAGCGGGAGGAUGAGCUGUCCCUGGUGAAGGGGUCGCGUGUCACCGUCAUGGAGAAGUGCAGCGACGGUUGGUGGCGGGGCAGCUACAACGGGCAGAUCGGCUGGUUCCCCUCCAACUACGUCCUGGAGGAGGUGGACGAGGCAGCUGCGGAGUCCCCGAGCUUCCUGAGCCUGCGCAAGGGCGCCUCGCUGAGCAAUGGCCAGGGCUCCCGCGUGCUGCACGUGGUCCAGACGCUGUACCCCUUCAGCUCAGUCACCGAGGAGGAGCUCAACUUCGAGAAGGGGGAGACCAUGGAGGUGAUCGAGAAGCCCGAGAACGACCCCGAGUGGUGGAAAUGCAAAAAUGCCCGGGGCCAGGUGGGCCUCGUCCCCAAAAACUACGUGGUGGUCCUCAGUGACGGGCCUGCCCUGCACCCUGCGCACGCCCCACAGAUAAGCUACACCGGGCCCUCGUCCAGCGGGCGCUUCGCGGGCAGAGAGUGGUACUACGGGAACGUGACGCGGCACCAGGCCGAGUGUGCCCUCAACGAGCGGGGCGUGGAGGGCGACUUCCUCAUUAGGGACAGCGAGUCCUCGCCCAGCGACUUCUCCGUGUCCCUUAAAGCGUCAGGGAAGAACAAACACUUCAAGGUGCAGCUCGUGGACAAUGUCUACUGCAUUGGGCAGCGGCGCUUCCACACCAUGGACGAGCUGGUGGAGCACUACAAAAAGGCGCCCAUCUUCACCAGCGAGCACGGGGAGAAGCUCUACCUCGUCAGGGCUCUGCAGUGACGGCGCCCCGGCCCCACACUCGCCUCCCGGGCCCCACGGUGGAGCUGCCCACCCGGCCUUGUGGCAGAGGCUCCUCCCGUGGGGGCGGCGGCCCCGACGGCUUCUACGCGAGUCUCUUUAUGUUCAGGUCGCUUGGUCGGUUUGUCUCCCAUUCGCCAUCCAGGCCUAACACCCACACUCGAACCCACCCGGCCGGCCAGCUUUAGAGGAGGGGAGGAGAGGGGCGAGUUCACAUUAUUCCUUUUCCAUCGGAAACGGCGCUCGUGCAUUCAACUCGUUCCCGCUCAUGGAACCCCUCUUUAAAAAGACGCAGGGCACCUGUGAGCGCAGGAGCGAGCCUCAGGCCACCCAGCGGCAGCACCCGCGUCCUGGGCACUCUGCGUGCUGGGCAGAGCAGGUGGGCCCCAGUCCUAGCAGCCCUCGCCCGUGUCCUGUGCCCUUACAUGGCUCCCGGACUCUGCAGGGAGCCGACACGUUUGCUGAUAGCAAUACUGGAACCACCAGGUGCGAUGGCAGUGAGGAAACUGCCCAGUGCCUUUGGGGCUGUGCUUGCAAUAAAGAAUUUCCUGGAAAGGCAGUCUGCAAAAGAGGGAACCGGUGACGCAGAAAGACAGAUGUUUUGGUAAUUUACCCCAAAUGUGCCAUCCACAUAGUGCUUUUUCCUCUUGCCCUUCGGCUUGUUUGAAUCUCACAAUUAUGUAUUUAAUUCUCAAAGAAAUAUGUAUCUGUAGCCGUUUGUUGACACUAAUACAGAUGAUUAAGGAAAACAGCUGGUCUUUGGGGAAGGGAGCUACCAACACUUUAUACACACACACACGUGCGCGCACACACACACACACACUAUAUAUAUAUAUUAUUUACAGGGAAAUUUUUCAGGGUUUACAAAAGAGUAUGUGAUUGGUAGUAAGAGACACAGAAUGUUUAUGAAGAAAUUGCAUUUUCUUUUUCCUUUACAUUUGAACUUCUUUAUAGUUUAAAUAUACCGUCUUGAGAUGGCACAUUCCUACGAUUGAAGAAGGGGUCUUGAGAUCCCCUAAACUUGCAUACCCAGUUUUUUGGAUAUUGUAAUAAAAAAAAAAGUAUUAUGACAA